This is a messenger RNA of Anoplopoma fimbria (sablefish), 2827 nucleotides long. It is a transcript of the gene actr1b, whose product is annotated as actin related protein 1B. The coding region runs from base 260 to 1390 and encodes 376 amino acids. Lineage: Eukaryota; Metazoa; Chordata; Actinopteri; Perciformes; Anoplopomatidae. The record is from RefSeq and is a predicted model, not a curated record. The transcript is spliced from 11 exons.
GCUAAUGCACCGAUAAGGUGGAUGGCGGCCGCUGUAACACUAGAAGAAGAAGAAGAAGAAGAAGAAGAGGAAGCAGGAGAAAGAGGAGAAGAAGAAGAAGAGGAGCGGUCCGACCAUCAACAGCAGGAGAAGAAGAGGAGAGACCACAGACACUACAGACUACAGACACCACAGACACCACAGACACAGAGCAGCAGCGGGUUCUUUAUGAGCAGAACCCUCCGAGCAGAGAACCCGUGGAUCGACAGAGCGUAGAGUCAUGGAGUCCUACGACAUCUUAGCCAACCAGCCCGUUGUGAUCGAUAAUGGUUCAGGGGUUAUCAAAGCUGGUUUUGCAGGUGACCAGAUCCCCAAAUACUGCUUCCCUAACUAUGUGGGGCGUCCAAAGCAUGUGCGCGUGAUGGCAGGAGCCCUGGAGGGAGACCUCUUCAUCGGCCCCAAAGCAGAGGAGCACAGAGGCCUGCUGUCCGUCCGGUACCCCAUGGAGCACGGCAUCGUGAAGGACUGGAACGACAUGGAGAGGAUCUGGCAGUAUGUUUAUUCCAAAGAGCAGCUGCAGACUUUCUCUGAGGAGCAUCCUGUGCUGCUGACCGAAGCUCCUCUCAACCCCAGUAAGAACAGGGAGAAGGCUGCAGAGGUUUUCUUUGAGACCUUCAAUGUUCCUGCUCUCUUCAUCUCCAUGCAGGCUGUCCUCAGCUUGUACGCAACAGGUCGCACCACUGGUGUGGUGUUGGAUUCGGGCGACGGUGUGACUCACGUGGUUCCCAUCUACGAGGGCUUCGCCAUCCCUCACUCCAUCAUGAGGGUGGACAUCGCCGGCAGAGACGUGUCGCGGUAUCUCCGUCUGCUGCUGCGAAAGGAAGGAUACAACUUCAAUACGUCAGCGGAGUUCGAGGUGGUUCGCACUGUCAAAGAGCGAGCCUGUUAUCUGUCUCUCAACCCACAAAAGGACGAGACUUUAGAAACCGAGAAGGCCCAGUAUGUCCUGCCUGAUGGAAGCACUUUAAAAAUCGGCCCGGCCAGGUUCCGAGCUCCAGAGCUGCUGUUCAGACCCGACCUGAUCGGAGACGAAAGCUUGGGGAUCCACGAGGUCCUGGCCUACGCCAUCCAGAAGUCUGACAUGGACCUCCGACGCACACUGUUCAACACCAUCGUCCUGUGUGGGGGUUCCACCUUAAUCAAAGGGUUUGGGGAACGACUACUAACGGAAGUCAAGAAGCUCGCCCCCAAAGAUGUGAAGAUCAAGAUUUCUGCUCCCCAAGAGAGGCUCUACUCGACAUGGAUCGGCGGCUCCAUUCUGGCGUCGUUGGACACCUUUAAGAAGAUGUGGGUUUCGAAGCGGGAAUAUGAAGAAGACAGAGCACGUGCCAUCCACAGGAAGACCUUCUAGUAGGAUCCUCAAAUGUCCCCAUCAUACUGUGGCAGACACCGGUCAUCUCCGGGAUCUUCUGCAUCAUCCUUUAUCAACCGCUAAACCCCGUUAGCACCCCGCUACCCCCCACCCCACCCAGAGAAACACACUCAUUUACGUGUGCUAGUCAUUUGAUUUGCUCCUGUUCUUCCUGUAGGGUCACGUUCACUACAGAGGGCUGUCUCUCUGUGGACUCUUACUUUACUUCAUUAGUCCACUUUAAGUAUUUAAGCUCUGAAAGGCCUAAAACAUCAUGAAAUGUCAAUAAACCUGAAUGUUGUCUUUUUGUUUUUUUGCUACUAUUGAAAUUUCCAUUCCAGACCGAAGAUUUAGAUUUUUAUUUGAUAUCCAUUUUGUAGCCUUUUUUUCUUUUUUCUGGAUUAGUUGGUACAGAACUAAGGUUUGAAGUACUAUAGCAGUGCUGUGUGUGUGUUUAUUUAUAUAUAUAUAUAUAAAUAUAAACACACACACACUAUAGUACUGAAACAUCAAGGUAACCACUGUAUUACAUAUCUGGCCCAAACCAAGUUAAAGUUAACGCAGUUCAUUUCCUGUCAUUAUUACCAAUGAAAUGUUUUACAUAAACAUGACAUCACAUGUUUGUGUUGAGGAGGAAAAUGUUCAGUCAGCUUUUUGGAUUAAAUUAAAAUGUAGAAAAAGCCUUGCUUUUAUUUUAAGUUUCUCUUUAUCAGCAGCCAGGAUGCACAUAUGACUCUAAAGAAGUAAAGAAGCAGCACAAAGCUCUCUGAAUCGACCCAAACCAUUUGAAACAAAGAAAGGAAUCGCUCUGUGCUGCCUGUUCUUCUGCAGAAACAAACUAUUACUGUUUCAUGAAAAACAAGAUUCCACUACAACAGGAGAUGUAGAGUUUUUACAAAAUGUCCUGAAAGGAUGAUUUCUGAUUUCAGACCAGUGUUUGAUUCUGCAGAGUUACAGUGAAUGCAGACGGCUUUAGGAGGCUUUUGCUGAGGGUGUGAUAGUUUCUCAAAACCACAACAGAGGUGACGAGUGAAACGUUACUGUGACCCAAAGUCGGGGUGGAGUCGAUUAUAAGAAUAUCGGGUUAAAAAUACUAGCUUUUCUUCUUUUAAAUGUUUUUUAUUUAAAAGCAACAUGGAGCUGCUCUGAUUUGUCUUUCUGAAGUUCUACUGCGCUGCAUGUCAGUAAAUGCCCCCCCACACUGUCUGUACUGGUAGAAGUCCGGAUGUUAUGAUUUCCCUGAAUCUCGGUGACAGUGAAGGGGCCUUACUCUGGAGCGCCCUCUGCUGUCAGAAGAUGAGACAAAGGUUGUCAGAGGAACGCUUUUCAAAAACAACCACCACAAAACCGUAAGAUAACGGACUAAAAUGUACAAUACUGUUCAAGUGUUUGCUUUUACUUUUUCGUAAAUUCAAUAUAAUAAAUAAGUUAAUGGCU